AUGCCUGCAGUGUACAUUAGAGAAGUGACACCUCAAGAUAUGCAGCUCAAGGACGAAAUUAAGCAAGUCGUCAAUGCUGCGUACCGCUCUGAGGGUGGCUGGACCACCGAGUCAAAAAUUGUUGCAGGCGAACGAGCCACCAUGGAAGAAAUAGAGAAGGCUAUCCAAUGCAACCGUGCACCCAAUAUCUUACUACUUGCCUUCAUGUCCGAUGAGGUAGUUGGUACAGUACAAGUACAGCACAAUGAAGGUGAUGACGAAGCUGAAAUUGGGUUGUUCAGCGUUAGUCCCAAGCGUCAAUCUGGAGGAAUCGGUGGUAAACUGAUUAGAGAGGCCCUCCGAAUGAUCAAAGAGGACCUUCACUACAAGCACGCCUGCGUUCAUGUUCUUGAGAACCGAACCGACAUUCUCGCCUGGUACCGCAAACUCGGCUUUAAAGAGACGGGUGAAAGAGUUGCUUUUGUAUGGCCUGAAAAGCUUUUAGUGAGCGAUCUUCACUUUCUGACGCUGAAGAUGGAAUUAUAG
Umbelopsis ramanniana AG is the source of this 525-nucleotide messenger RNA. RefSeq lists its product as uncharacterized. Lineage: Eukaryota; Fungi; Mucoromycota; Umbelopsidomycetes; Umbelopsidales; Umbelopsidaceae. The record is from RefSeq and is a predicted model, not a curated record. Gene Ontology annotation, molecular function: acyltransferase activity, transferring groups other than amino-acyl groups. The coding region runs from base 1 to 525 and encodes 174 amino acids. The transcript has 2 exons.